GAUAGAUGAUGUGUCCAUAAGCGGCUGGUUGCCAUGUUAGAUGACAUGGAGGAUUCCCAGAGUCGACAACUGCGGACACUUUGGAAAUUCCUGCUGCGGCGUAUCUUUGCUUUUUUAAUAAAGAUGCUUUGAAGAGAACUGUACUGUGCAGUGACAUCAAGGCUGCCUUUGCAUAUCUUCCUUUGACUGUACAUGAAUUUAAAAAAAAACUAUCACUAGAAGAAGAUUUAGAGCAUCUUCAUUUUAGUCCAGUGGUGGAAGCCAAUCAGCCAAGUGUCUGAAACAGACCAAAUAUUAAAUGCAAAUCGCAAACGCGACGGUGAAUGGCAAUGAUUGUCUUGAACUGCGCUGGAAUUGGAAUAUAAAUGAUCUCAGGCAUUUGCUCGUAUGGGUUUCACAUACAUUUCCAUUUGGGGGAGAGAGCUAAGGUUUCUAGAGGUGACGAUAGGCGGAUUGAUAGUUUAAAAGAAACCCGGGGUCGCGAUGCGCGGGUAAUGCAGUGCGGACUGAUGGCAAGGGGCUCGUCCUUCGUUCUGGGAGCCUAGAUCGGCACUAUGCACGAUUCGCUUGUGUGUUUUUCUUGUGUGGUAGUUUUCCCCCUCCAACGCGCGACUAGGAAAGCGGUGGGAGCCUGACGUAAUUAAUGCGCUCCUCGCUCCUCGCUCCUCGCUACAACGCUCUGCCUUCAGUAGGUGGGGAAAUCAGAAAGAGACCAGGACGCUUUUGUCAGAUCUUUUGCAACCUCACCGCCAAUUCCUCCUCCUACUCCAGCCUCCUCUCCCAACAUCACUUUACCACAAGGAUGAACCGAGAGGCAGUAUCUCUGUAGUCGGGGAACCAGCGAGGAGUCGUUUCAUCUUUGGAUCUAAACUCCCAGCCACUUGAUCUGUUGCAUCUUUCGGAUUAAUCGAAGGGACGUUUUUUUUAAAUUAAUUCUCCUCACUGCUUCGCUGAUAUCCACCCUCUUUCUUUUCUCCACAAAAAAAAAAACUUCCUUUCGCUCCAGCCGACGUGUGCCUGUGGGUAUCCCAGUCGCAAACUAUGGUGGUCGUCAUCUUGCUAUGUACGCGGAGCUUACUGGUGACUGCGCCGGGAGUGUAAAUAUUUGCUCAGAAACUUUGAGAUUCAGUUCUGUCUGGCUGAAGCGCACAAUGUUUAUGCGUUACUUGUAAACUAAUUGGAGAACACACUGAAUAAACUGCGGCCUCGCACAGCGUUGGGGAGGGGUAACAGCUUUACUCCUUUCGGGACUGGAGGUAUUAUUAAAAAGAAAAUAUACGACUUUAAGGAAUGUACCACAAGGGGGAGACCUAAGACAAAACUACAAAGAUUGCAAUGAAAUCAUCUGCCGAUGUCUUUCUGUAAAAGUCGGACCUGUUAUGUGCAUAGUCUGGGCUCCUGCUGCUAUUUCUUUGGCGUUUCUUGGGAUAACCGAUUUAGGAUGAGGAUCACUGAUUCCGCGGUGAUUGUGAUUUUAGCCGCCGCGCUGUGGACCGUCAGCGGGUUUGACGCCGGACAAGCCCCUUGUACCACGCUGGUCCAGGGGAAACUAUUCGGCUACUUCGCCUCUUCAAUGGUCUUUCCUUCCAACAACUCAGCCUGUUCUUGGAUUAUUCAAAACCCCGACCCGAGAAGAUACACGCUCUACAUGAAGGUAGCCAAGACCAGCAAUAUCUGCGAGAGACACCAAAUACGCACCUACCAGUACGAUUCAUUUCUGACCAGCACCCGCACCUACUUGGGGAUGGAGAGCUUCGACGAAGUGCUGAGGCUCUGCGACUCCACGGUCCGUUAUGCCUUCUUGCAGUCCAGCAAACAGUACCUGCAGAUGAAGCAGAUGUCUGCGGGAGUCGGUGGCCGGGCAAAGAACAGAGGCGGCAGGGUCAAGGACAAAGAGUUUUCGGCCGAAUACUUGGUGGUAGGCAACAGAAAUCCAAGCAAAGGGGCUUGCCAGAUGCUGUGCAAGUGGUUGGAGACCUGCCUGACCAUCAGUACCAGCGCCAGACCCUGCGGGAUCAUGCAAACCCCUUGCCACUGUUCCAGGGCUGAGAGCAUGGGUCAGUCCACUGAAAUGUUGGGCUUGAAUAAAAAAGGAGACAGUUGCUUGAAAGACGGCGUCUACUUGGAGCAUUGCAUCAAGAACCCCAAGGACAGCAUCGAUGCAGAUUCUCCCGGUGGCUGGAAAGCCUGGUCGUCUUGGGGUGUCUGUACCAAGUCGUGUGGGGGUGGAUUGCAAACCCGAAGCAGGACCUGCCAUUCCCAUUUAGAGGAAGGGUUUGUUUGUGAAGGAAUUUCAGAAGAAGGAAGAUUAUGCAAUAAACAGCCUUGUAAUACAUUUGGACGCUAUAGUUCCAGAAGCCAGUCACUGAGGUCAAUAGACUACAGGAAACAUCAGGAUGUUGACGGUUUCCAUCGCUAUGGAUACUCCUUAUCUCAGACUGGCGACCCUGCAGCAGAGGAAUGGUCCGCCUGGACUGUCUGUUCUUCGACUUGUGGACAGGGUACACAGACCCGGAUGAGAUCCUGUGUAUCAUCUCCAUAUGGCACCUCGUGCAGUGGACCUCUGCGAGAAAUGAGACUAUGCAACAAUUCAGCAGUGUGUCCAGUCCACGGUGUCUGGGAGGAAUGGUCACCAUGGAGUUUGUGCUCCUCCACAUGUGGUAGGGGCCACCGAGAUCGCACCCGUUCCUGUUUACAGCCUCAAUUUGGAGGGAACCCUUGUGAAGGACCGGAGAAGCAAACAAAGUUCUGCAACAUUGCACUCUGUCCCGUGGAUGGGAACUGGAAUGAUUGGUCUAGCUGGAGUCAGUGUUCAACCACCUGUUCAAAUGGAACACAACAGCGGACAAGGGAGUGUAAUGGACCUUCCUUUGGAGGAGCUGAAUGCCAGGGCUACUGGUCUGAAAAUAGGCCGUGCUUUCCAAGACAGUGUCCAGUGGAUGGAAAAUGGCAAACAUGGACUAGCUGGGAACCAUGCACCAAGAGCUGUGAUGGUGGAACACAGCUUCGGGUGAGGAUCUGCUCUGGACCAUUUUACGGAGGACUUCAGUGUGAUGGACCUCAAGAGGAGUACAGAUUGUGCAAUGACAAAAAAUGUCCAGAACCUCAUGAAUACUGCCAGGAAGAAAAUUACAAUUCAGUGGUCUGGACAAAAACAGCUGCAGGUGACUCUGCGGCCGUCAGCUGCCCACCAAGUGCUGCAGGAAUAAUCCUGAGAAAUUGUCUCCUAGAUGAUGAGGGAAUCGCUUUUUGGGAGCCUCCAAGCUUUAUCAAAUGUGUUUCCAAUGACUACAAGAUGUUGCAGUCAGAGACCAGGGAACACUUGUCUAAGGCCCAGCGAGGGUUAAUAGGAGAUGGGAUAUCAGGAAUUAUAAGAAAACUGGCAGACACUUCCGAUGGAGGAACCAGCUACAGUGGAGACAUCUUAGCCUUAAUUGACAUCUUGAAGAACAUGACAGAAAUCUUCCGUCGGACUUAUUACACUCCCGUCUCUGGAGAUAUCCAGAAUUUUGUUCAAAUAGUGAGCAAUUUAUUAUCAGAAGAAAAUAAACCAAAGUGGAAAGAAGCCCAGCUGACUGGGCCAAACUCAAAAGUAGUGAUGCAGACUGUUGAGAAUUUCAUUGAUGUCAUUGGCUUUCGAAUGAAUGAUUUCAGGGACUCCUAUCUCGUCACUGAAAAUCUAGUGAUAUGCAUUUAUAAGCGGCCAGCCAAUGGAGCUACAGAUAUCAAUUUCCCCAUGAAGGGAUGGAGAGGGAUGGUUAACUGGGCAAGGAAUUCUGAAGAUAAAGUCACUAUUUCAAAAAGCAUCUUUUCCACCGGGAGAUCAAUAGAGCCAGACGAUUCUUCAGUGUAUGUGAUAGGAACCACCCUCUAUAGAAACCUCGGAACAUUUCUGGAUCUUCAAAGAAAUGCCACAGUGCUGAAUUCAAAGAUAAUCUCUGUUAUUGUAAAGCCUUCGCCAAAAUCUUUAUCCAACCCUUUGGAAAUUGAAUUUUCUCAUCUAUACAAUGGCACGACAAACCAGUCAUGCAUUGCAUGGGAUGAGACAGACACCCUUGGCGUACACGGGGUCUGGUCGAGCCGCGGCUGCAAGACGUUUCCUAUCGACUCGUCACGUACGAAAUGCAAGUGUGACCGACUCUCCAGGUUCGCCAUUUUGGCUCAGCUCUCGCCAGAUUCGAGCAUGGAUAAAGUGAUUCUACCUUCAGUCACUCUGAUCGUUGGUUGUGGAGUUUCCUCGUUGACUCUCCUGCUGUUAAUAAUAAUAUAUGUAUCUGUCUGGAGGUAUAUCCGGUCAGAGCGGUCAGUAAUUUUAAUAAACUUCUGCCUAUCAAUCAUUUCAUCAAAUGCUCUCAUCCUGAUAGGACAAACUCAGACAAGAAAUAAAGUGGUCUGUACCCUUGUGGCCGCAUUUCUGCAUUUCUUCUUCCUGUCAUCUUUCUGCUGGGUGUUGACAGAGGCCUGGCAGUCGUACAUGGCCGUCACAGGAAGAUUACGAAACCGAAUCAUUCGGAAGCGCUUUCUUUGUCUUGGAUGGGGACUUCCAGCCCUUGUUGUAGCAACAUCUGUUGGAUUCACCAAAUCGAAGGGAUACGGCACAGUAAAUUAUUGCUGGCUUUCCUUGGAAGGUGGUCUCCUCUAUGCCUUUGUUGGACCUGCAGCCGUUGUUGUUUUGGUGAACAUGGUUAUUGGCAUUUUGGUAUUUAACAAACUUGUAUCGAAAGAUGGAAUAACAGAUAAGAAACUGAAGGAACGGGCAGGUCAGAUGACAGUUCCCCUUUACGGUAUGGCGCUCAAAUGUUCCAAGUGUGGAGUUAUAUCUUCAGCUGAAGUAUCGGCUACAGUCACCAGUAAUGCCAUGGCAUCUCUUUGGAGCUCUUGUGUUGUUCUGCCACUUUUAGCUCUGACUUGGAUGUCUGCUGUCUUGGCCAUCACAGAUCGAAGAUCAGCCCUCUUUCAAAUCCUCUUUGCUGUCUUUGACUCUUUGGAAGGCUUUGUCAUUGUAAUGGUCCACUGCAUUUUGAGAAGAGAGGUUCAGGAUGCAGUGAAGUGUAGAGUUGUAGAUCGUCAAGAAGAGGGGAAUGGAGACUCUGGGGGAUCAUUUCAAAAUGGACAUGCGCAAUUAAUGACUGACUUUGAAAAGGAUGUAGAUAUGGCAUGUAGAUCAGUUUAUCAAGGUGAAGGAUGUCAGCGCUGGGGAGUGGAUCACUUUUCUACUUUGAGAAAACAGUGUCAGGAUCAAGCACUCCCAGUUUUAAAUAAGGACAUCAAUGCGGUCAGAACAGGAACACUCACAGGAACGUUGAAACGCUCGAUGGUCCAUGAUGAGGAAAUGAAAAUGAAGUUCAACCAUCAGAAGUUAUCUGGCUUCUCAAGUCUUCCAGCAAACGUAUCGAAAAUGCAUCUCCAGGGAUCAAUGAACUAUCCAGGAUCAUUAAACAUGAAUGAGUUUAGCGAUCGCACCUUGAAAAUCAAUAAAAGUGAACAGCCAAAAUCAAUAUAUAUAUGUGACGGAGAAAUUUUCAAGCAAUUAGACUCAGAACUAGCACGAGCACAGGAACCAGUGAUAGAUGCUAACUAUGUUAUUCUGCCCACCAAUACCUCAACUUUGAGGGCUAAACCAAAAGACGAUAGCAAAUAUAAUAUUAGCAUUAGUCAGUUGCCCCAGACUAGACUUAUUCAUCUCAAUGCAGACAGUGGGUUUUGUGCAAAAAACUCCCCAAUGGAUCGCAUCAAUAUUUCUUGCAAUGAAAGGGCUUCUCCUGGCCAUCAGACACAGAGUGCUGCACAUGAAGCCCAAUCUCCCAAUAACCUGUGCGAUGCAGGUGAUUCAGGGAACUCUGGGAUGGUGUCCAAAAGUGAGACAGUUUCUACACUAUCAACAAGUUCAUUGGAGAGCCCUAAAUCCCAGAAUAAUCCUAGUCGCUCCUCCCUGAACUCUCUCCAAUGUGUCAGUGUACCAUUGAAGAGAAGAAAAUCUAGAUAUGCCGAAUUAGACUUUGAGAAAAUAAUGCACACAAGAAAACGACAUCAAGACAUGUUUCAGGAUCUAAACAGGAAACUUCAACAUGCGGAGAAAGACAGAGAAUCUCCCACCAUAGACAAUAAAGCAGUGAAACGAUGGAGUGUUUCAUCAGCAGGAAGUGAUAAAGCUAGUGUCAAUCAGCCAGAGAAGCAGACUCCAAUCAAGCGGCCUUGGGAAGGGAUCCGAAAAAUACAGUCUCCACCCACAUGGAUAAAAAAGGAACUGGAUCCCACUCAACAUUCUCCCUUAGAAAUGAGAACAGUGGAAUGGGAGAAAACAGGAGCCACGAUACCACUUGGUGGACAGGACAUCAUUGACCUUCAGACUGAAGUCUGACCUGAGGAGCGACCUUUUUUUAAAUUUUAAAACAGAUUGGUUUCUUUUGAAACCUUAUACAGUACAGAUAUCUUGUUCUCAGAGAGAUAUUGUUUUAAACCUUGUGAUGCAGUCAGCGUUGUGUCAUCUCACUGCAGUGAGAAAACACACAAGCAAACACUGCACUCGUAGUCCAAAAACUCUUAUCAAAGACAGUAAUGGGCAAAUAUAUAUAUAUAUAUUUAUAUAUAUAUUUAUAUAUAUAGAUAUAUAUAUAAAUAUAUAUAUAUCUAUAUAUAUAUUUAAAAAACAAGUAACCAGUUUAGUGUUGAUUGCUUGAUAUGCAAGCAUUUUUUGCAUCAGAAUUUAAUGGCAUUUUCUUGUCAUAUUGUGUACUAUAUAAAAAAAAAUGAAAUUUCGAACAGUAAAUACAAUGAACAUACUUAAAAACUGUGAUGUACCUGUCAAGAUUUUAGAUAUAUAAAUUGAAAGCACAAGGCUUUGUCUGCCCUGCUGUACAAUAUGUAAUUAUUACACCUAUCGACUUUUAGCUUAAAUAUCUUUCUACUGUGUUUAAUUUUCCUGACAAACUUUAACAGUAUUAUGUACAAUGACAGAGUAAAGCUAAUGUUAUGCCAUGUGUUUAAUAAUCGUUGAUAUACAAGAUUCCACUUUUAUGGUUGGUUAAACUGGUUCUGGUUUCCUAUAUCCAUGUUUGUCAGUUUUCUGUACAGUUUUCAGAGCACAAAAUAAAUGUGUCCUUUCUAAUAAAAAUGUAAACUAUAAACAGUGUACUUAUUAAACCUCAUUACAAAGAGCCAGGAAAAAAAUGAGCUAAUCUGAAAAUGAGAACUGUAAGAGGAUAAACUUACGUUGUGAUUGCUUUCAGAAAUGAUUGAUUAAAGAAUCAUUAUU
Messenger RNA from Leucoraja erinaceus (little skate), 7255 nucleotides. It is a transcript of the gene adgrb1a, whose product is annotated as adhesion G protein-coupled receptor B1a. Gene Ontology annotation, biological process: adenylate cyclase-activating G protein-coupled receptor signaling pathway; negative regulation of angiogenesis; cell surface receptor signaling pathway. Gene Ontology annotation, cellular component: dendrite; plasma membrane; postsynaptic density. Gene Ontology annotation, molecular function: G protein-coupled receptor activity. Lineage: Eukaryota; Metazoa; Chordata; Chondrichthyes; Rajiformes; Rajidae. The record is from RefSeq and is a predicted model, not a curated record. The coding region runs from base 1352 to 6361 and encodes 1669 amino acids. The transcript is spliced from 35 exons.